Molecule: messenger RNA, 1981 nt
Organism: Scylla paramamosain (green mud crab)
Lineage: Eukaryota; Metazoa; Arthropoda; Malacostraca; Decapoda; Portunidae
Product: probable enoyl-CoA hydratase
Exons: 9
Coding region: 453-1382 (309 amino acids)
Molecular function (GO): catalytic activity
Source: RefSeq, a predicted model, not a curated record
AAGCAUUGUAGACUUUAGUAUACCAUCUCUCGUUGCUUUAGAAAUUUAAUACCAUUGAAAAAGCUAUAAUAUUGACUAAUCAAGUAUCUAUGGGUGGUGGAUAUAUCAAGAAAAUGUGGUGGAGUCAUGAAACACUUUCCAGAACAAGUGGUAACGAGUUGUGAAGGGAAACGAACACGAGGCGGCACUCGCCAGUCGCUACAGCGAAGCAGUAAGCCAAGGAGUACUCAAGAAAUGAAGUAAGGCACGUUUCAAGAACAUUGCCAAAGUCAAGAGCAGUGAUAAGUGUUUAGACAAGAACAGUGUCAAGUGUUCGUACUGAAAAGCAGCGUUGAAAGUGAGUGAAGCGCAUUGCCAAGAGUGCAGAGUGAAAUAGUGACUGCGAAGGAUGAUCACCUAAGAUAUACAAUCAGACAUUGUUUCCUUGUGGCAUAAAGCUCUGUUAGACGUUGAUGUCUGCGCUGCAAAACUCCAUGAGAACAAUGUUUGUACAUGGACGAAGACUGGGCAGUGCAUGGCCCCGACUCAUCCUUAAGGCUCCCUACUGCAGUGAGGCUAAUAAGAUGAUGACUGGGGAGGGGACAGUCAAGGUUGAGCAGCAUGAAGGUGUCACCCUCAUUGGCAUCAACAGACCGGAAAAGAGGAAUUGCGUCAAUACACCAACUGCUGAGGCACUCCUGAAGGCCUUUCAGGAAUUUGAUGCAGACGAGUCUUCAAAGGUGGCUGUACUUUAUGGUGUUGGUGGAAACUUUUGUGCUGGGUAUGACCUGAAGGAGGUGGCAGAAGAUGUCCCAGUGUCCCUUGGUCCCUAUGGCCGUGGACCAAUGGGCCCUUCACGCUUUGAGACAAGGAAGCCAGUCAUUGCUGCUGUGGAAGGCUUUGCUGUGGCUGGUGGGUUGGAGUUGGCCCUUUGGUGUGACCUGAGGGUAGUGGAGGAGACUGCUGUCAUGGGAGUCUACUGCAGAAGAUUUGGUGUUCCAUUGAUUGAUGGAGGAACAGUCCGCCUACCUGCAAUUGUUGGUGUGGGUCGGGCCCUUGACCUCAUCCUCACAGGCAGAGCUAUCAAGGCAAAGGAGGCAUUAGAGUGGGGCAUUGCCAGUCGCCUUGUGGCUUGUGGCACAGCUAUAGGCCAAGCAGUCAAACUGGCACAAGAGCUGCUCAAGUUUCCCCAAGAAUGCAUGUUGGCUGAUAGGACAUCAGUGUAUAAUGCUGUAUUCAGUGCCAAGUCGCUACAAGAGGCCUUGCAAUUUGAGCAUGAGAAUGGGUGUCCUGUAAUUUUAAAGGAGUCUGUGCAGGGAGCAAAGAAAUUCAUUGGAGGAGUUGGGCGACAUGGUAAAUUUAAUCUGCAUAAUCAACCAGAUCCUGCCAAAUCAAAGCUCUGAGAGAAAUUCCUUGCUGGAGGGUGAUCUUUUAAAAUAGUGACAGCCAGUGACAAUAGAACCAGUGGACAAUUCAGCCAGUGGACAUUUCAACCAGUGGACAACUGAACCAGUGGAUAAUUCAGCCCAUGAACAAUUCAGCCAGUAAACAAUUCAACCAGUAGACAAUUCAGUCUGAAAAAUUCAGCCAGUGAACAAAUGAACCAGUGAACAAUUCAACCAGUGACAAAUGAACCAGUGGACAAUUCAGUUUCUGAACAAUUCAGCCUGUGAACAAUUCAGCCAGUGAACAAUUCAACCAGUGGACAGCUGAACCAGUGGACAAUUCAACCAGUGAACAAUUAAAAAAGUGGACAACUAAAUCAAUGGAAAAUUCAGCCAGACCUUUUAUUUAGAAAGUUCGGUUUUCACUGGUUCAAUUGUCCACUGGCUUAGUUGUCCACUGGUUCAGUUGUCCACUGGAUCCAUUAUCCACUGGUUGAAUUGUCACUGGUUCAGUUGUCCACUGUUUGAAUCAUCCAAAAGCAUGAUGAUGAAUAUGGUAAUGAUGAUGAUAAUAAUUAUGAAGGAGCUACAGAAAACAAGUCAAUGGUGAAAUUUCC